Molecule: messenger RNA, 1218 nt
Organism: Fonsecaea pedrosoi CBS 271.37
Lineage: Eukaryota; Fungi; Ascomycota; Eurotiomycetes; Chaetothyriales; Herpotrichiellaceae
Exons: 2
Coding region: 1-1218 (405 amino acids)
Source: RefSeq, a predicted model, not a curated record
AUGGCGUUGUACUCCAAGAACAACCGCUUGAUCGAGUUCGGGGUCGGCGGCAGCGCGGCGAGCAAGGGCGGGGACGACAAUGAGGGCGAGAUCGGGAUCGGGGGGGUCGAACAGGGUCAUGGAGAUAAUGGAGAAGCGCAUGUCACAGAUGGAGCUCGAGAUCGAGCGCUUGAAAGCCGACGGGCCCACGGAGAGAGGCACAGGAACACCGCGAGGCUGCCGGACCCGGACGCGUUGAGGCACACCAAGUCGCUGGCGUUCAGCAUGCGGAGGAUGAAGACGGACACGGUCAGAGACGAGGAAACUGAGUCGUUCAGCACCGUGAACAGGACCAAGAGUGAGUCGUCCAGUAACGGCACCCUCAUGGAGAACACGCCCUUCUCCACGCACCUGACCUUCAUGGGCAACCGCACUGUCCUUCCCCUGCGACGGGGUCGUGUUGGUGAGCAGCCACAGAACCCUGAGGUUGAAGGAGCCCACGGUCGACCUGCUCUGUAUGGACGACAAGAUGUGUGCGUCCGACAACGGGGUAAUGGUGCCAGUUGCGAACGGGAGCAUGAACAUGGAGCAGGGCACGGUGUACGAGAUGGAUGUCGUCAAGAGGAUGGACGCGUCAAAUGUCGUGCUGGUGCACCCCAGGCAGCGCGUGGCGAAGAAGAUGCCCGACCCCGCGCACGUGUCGGUGUUGCCGCGGAGGAUGGUUUGCUUCGACUCGAGGAGAGGAGAGGAGAGGUUGCUGCGAUGGUGAGGCCCUCAAUGAUGGACGCAGUCCUGCUGGACAUCACGGCCAUGUCGUUCGCCAUGUGCGACCGCGUGUACACCAUAGCGCAGUCGCGGGUCCAGGAGAAUAGGAAGGUGAUGGUCAUCUUCGGCGCGGGGAGGUUCCAGGAGUGGAGGCAGAUUAUGGUCAGCGGGUUCUCCUACAUCGCGGUCGAGCCCGAGAUCAGCGUCGAGGACUUGUCCAGGCGUAUGAAGAGGGCCACAAUUAUGCCCUGCGACUUCAAGAGGAAGUUCGACGACCAGGUGAUUUCACUUUCGAAGAGGGCGACGACCGUGCUCUGGGCGAAGUGCAGGUCCAAGGUUUUCAUCGACCACACUAUACCCACGAGGACAAUGGCGAUGAUGAGCAUCCCGGCCGUGUUCUCGUUUAGUAUCUCGUGCCACAUCAAGGUUAUCAACAUGCUCAGGGCCGAGGGGGUGCCCCAUAUUCGGGUGUAG